Messenger RNA from Bombus pascuorum, 981 nucleotides. Its product is annotated as odorant receptor 4-like. The record is from RefSeq and is a predicted model, not a curated record. The transcript is spliced from 6 exons. Bases 43 to 786 code for a protein of 247 amino acids. Lineage: Eukaryota; Metazoa; Arthropoda; Insecta; Hymenoptera; Apidae. Gene Ontology annotation, molecular function: olfactory receptor activity; odorant binding. Gene Ontology annotation, biological process: detection of chemical stimulus involved in sensory perception of smell; sensory perception of smell. Gene Ontology annotation, cellular component: plasma membrane.
GCGUGUAUAUGCGCAUUCCUUUUUGUACAACUACCAUGGACAAUGCGUCUGAUACACAUAAUAAAACCACACAAUACAUCGCCACCCAUGUUAUACACUAUACCAGCAUACUAUUUUGUCGAGGAUGACCUCAAAUAUUAUUACUAUAUUCAAAUAUAUCUAGGCCUCGCUAUAUAUGUGGUGCUAAUCGUGUUCGUUAGUUGUGACACUUGUUACAUGAUCCUUGUGCAGCAUGCUUGCGGACUGUUGACUGUGGCUGGGUAUCGCUUCAAGAAUGCUAUCAACGACAUUUCUUUCAAUACGAAGAUUUCUGAAAAAAAGGUGAAGGAGACAUAUGACAGAGUACGCUUCUCUAUACAGGGGCACCAACGGGCAAUAAUGUUUCUGGAAAAAAUUGAGAGCGCACACGUUACAUAUCUUUUUAUGUGUAUGGGUAUAAUAGUCUUGUGCGUUAGUAUUACGAUGGUACAGAUCGCUACGAUGGAAAUAUGUAUGGAUUUUUACAAGUUUACCAGCUUUCUGAUUAUUCAGUUCUUGCAUCUGUUUUACCUAACGAUGCAGGGUCAGUUUGUCAUAAAUUCGUCCGAUGAGAUUUACGAUGCAAUAUACGAGGCAUCAUGGUACAAGAUGAAUGCAAAAACGCAAGCAUUGUACAUAUUAGCGUUGCGGCGAAGUCUAACUCCACGCUAUUUAACUGCCGGCGGUUUAAUACAAUUGAACAUGCAAAGCUUUUCAGAAGUGAUAAAACUAUGUGUUUCAUAUUAUACAGUGUUGAGAUCGACUUGAAAAACGGAUCGAUAUUCAGUGAUUCACAGUAGAUGCAUUAUUGAGAGCGAUCGUUUUAUCAAUAUCACUACGAUUAAUGUUGUAAAAUAACUUAAUAAAACUGUUCUUAUACAAUCUCGAUACACGGUAUACAUACGAGUAUUAUUGAAAUAAUCCAUUAGAAAAUAACAAUUUUGUUUCUACGUACAGAAACAU